AUGUCUGGGCCCAUGCCGGGGCCGCCCUGCCCGCUGCACUGGCCAGGCAUCUCGGUGUGCUCUGUGCAGGCAUCCUGCCGGAGGCCAGAGGCCAGCGCCCCCUCGCCGGGAGACAGGCAUCCCCAAGCUGGGCGCCCCGUGCCGGAGGGGAGGCUGCUGCUGGAGUCCCUCAGUGGCUUCGCCCUGGUCGUGAGUGCAGAAGGAAUGAUAUUUUAUGCGUCGGCGACCAUCCUGGACCACCUGGGCUUCCACCAGACCGACGUGCUGCACCAGAACGUCUACGACUACAUCCACGUGGACGACCGGCCGGACUUCCGCCGCCAGCUGCACUGGGGCACGAGGUGCGUGUCACACGUGUGCCCUGUGUAUGUGGUGUGUGGCGUGAGCGGGUGUGGCGUGAGUGGACACUGCGCACACAGGGCAGCCUUGAGAGGGGCCCUCGGUGCGGUGUGGGUGAGGCAGGGCUGGGGCACCCCGGCUCCGCGGCCCCGCCAGGCCCCUCUGCUGACCUCGGGGCCGCUGCUGGCUCUGCUUCCCCGCAGGGCGAGAGCCGGAGGUGCGGGUGUGCCGCCUGAAGCGCCCGGCAAGUCCGGCUGCUUCCCAGGCAGGGGCCUCGGAGCGGACGCACCGGUGCUCUGGCCGCAGGCGGACGCCGGACCCUGGGCCCGAGUCCCAGCCAGGAACCCCUGCCCCUGCCUCAGGGCAGGCCCGGAGCUCGUGCCCGCCCCCGACGUGGCCUCAGGGGACCGAGGAGGGGAGGAGGCCCAGACAGCGCCCAGCAGUUCCUGGGGCCCAAGGGGGCGCAGGGAGUCGCAGGCAUUCAGCGGCCCCUUCGACACACCGGGACCUGUGAAGCACCCAAACUGGACAGGAGGGAGACAGGGCCGGGGCGGGGCCCACCUGAAGCUGGAGCCAGGAAGGACGGCCCCCUUCCCCGUGCACACCGCCCCCCGCGGCCCCGGCACCCCCUACCCAGGCGUCCAGGGCGCGGCUCACACCAGCAACCUCGCCGCCUUCCCGAGUCCGCCUGGCCCUCACCCGCCAGGCCGGCCGCCCGCAGCCUGUGCGGGCCGGGCGAGCAGAGCCGGGCAGGGCAGCGGCCAGGGCCAGGGCCAGCCUCACGCUGGCUGCCCCUUCCCGCAGGGGGGCCUGCAGAACGGGCUCCCCGAGCCCAGGGGGCAGCGCCUCCCAGCAGGAGGCUGCCCCUCAGAGGCUUCGGAGCUGCGCCGCGUGCUGCUGCCCCCAAGGGGCCCCUGCGGCCCCCUGGUGCCCCUGCCCAUCAAGAUGGAGAGCGACUCGGGGUCUGAGGACACGGCUGACUGCUGCCCGGGGGCCCCCAGCCAGCUGUGGCUGGGGGCCGGCGACAUGGCCAAGAGGCAGCCGGGCUCCUUCCCGGUCAGGCUGCCCCUGAAGACAGAGCCCGAGUGCCGGCUGCCUCUGUGUGCCCCGUGCCCGGGGCAGGGCCUGCUGGAGGGGCCCCCGGGGUGCAGCCUCGAGCCUCUCCCGGGCCUCUGUGCACAGGCCCAGCAGCCACGCGCCCCGGGUUGUGGCUGCAGGGCCCCUGGGGCCGUGCCCAGCGUCAAACUUGAGCCUCUGGACGCCCAGGGCUGGGUGGCUCGCUGCCCGGGGGCGGUGCCCGGGGCCUUCCCCAAGAGCACCCUGGCCAGCCUGGUGCUGCCCCCCACCCCUGGGAGCACCUUCCUGCCCUAGGGGAGGCGCCCGGGCGCCCUC
This is a messenger RNA of Condylura cristata (star-nosed mole), 1731 nucleotides long. RefSeq names its product aryl-hydrocarbon receptor repressor (gene AHRR). The record is from RefSeq and is a predicted model, not a curated record. Gene Ontology annotation, biological process: regulation of transcription by RNA polymerase II. Gene Ontology annotation, molecular function: nuclear receptor activity; transcription cis-regulatory region binding. Lineage: Eukaryota; Metazoa; Chordata; Mammalia; Eulipotyphla; Talpidae. The transcript is spliced from 7 exons. Bases 1 to 1710 code for a protein of 569 amino acids. Gene Ontology annotation, cellular component: aryl hydrocarbon receptor complex; nucleus.